Centropristis striata (black sea bass) is the source of this 516-nucleotide messenger RNA. RefSeq lists its product as uncharacterized. The coding region runs from base 59 to 292 and encodes 77 amino acids. The transcript is spliced from 5 exons. The record is from RefSeq and is a predicted model, not a curated record. Lineage: Eukaryota; Metazoa; Chordata; Actinopteri; Perciformes; Serranidae.
GGUCUCUGCUGCUCCUCUUCCUCCUUCACUCAGCAGACGAGUCGACGUGAACUCGACGAUGACGCAAAACUCCAGCAGGUUCGAUACUCAUCACCAUGACAACGUCACAGAGGACAACCUCCCAAGACUUUUAAACAUCUCGAUGGACUUCUCCAUGAGCAGAAUAGUGUAUUCUGAAGACUGUGUGCUCGCCACGUGUCUCACGGCGAACCUCGGCUCGUCGCUGCAGCGUGGCGGCGAUCAGACGGCGGGGGGCGCUACCAGUGACCCGCUGGGCUUCGGCAGGAAGUGACAUCAUCAUCAUCAUCAUCACACUCACUGUAGCCGCUGAGGCUCAUGGGUAGUGUAGUGUCCAGAGACAGACUCCAUUAAAGAAAUAAGAACACGGCAGUCUGAAGCUCUGUGAUUGGAUGUGUGUCAGAGUGAAAUGCACCCUGGGAGUUGUAGUUCUCAGGCCAACAACUGUCAAUCAACAGAAACAAUGUGAAGCUGAUUCACCAAUAAAAUGUCUUUCAC